AUGAAGGAAGAAGCCUCCAGGGACACCCCAGAAGGCUCGACUGCCGGCGACGACCCGUCGAACUCGAAAGCGAAUCUCGCUUCCAAAGACCGCAAAUGCCAGUACUGCCAACAAUCCUUCACUUCCUCGUCCCUAGGUCGACACCUCGACCAAUUCCUCUUCAAGAAGAAACCCGAUGGUAUCCACGAUGUUGAAGAGAUCCGCCGAAUCCGCAGUGGUAUCACACGUCGCCAGGCCCGUACAUCUUCAGGGAAGCACGAGACUAGCCCCGAAAGAGGCCAGAAAAAGACCCCGUCGGACUCAUACGCACCAGCCGACACGGGGUCGAAGUCGCGGGAUGCUCCGGUGCGCAUGAUGUUUAACACACCCACCUGGCAUGCAACUGGGGUGAUCAAUGAUAUUCCCAACCCCAGUCGCAUGCCAGAUGGGCCUCGAAUUGCGCCGUCGCAAUCUGGUGCUGGGUCGUUACAGCUGCCAGACUACGCGAGCAGAGGCGCUGGUUCCAGCAAACCAGAUACAAUGCGAGCGCUAGAGCUGGCGCUGCGCGAAGUUCUCGAUAAUAUCAAAGCUGCGACCUCUCGUACACGGCCUCGCCUGUCACCGUUCGAUUUCGAGAUUCAAGCUCAAACCUUCCCCUCCCUAUGCCUGCAGUUACUCACUCCCCCACCAAGCUUGUUUGCGCCGCAACCAUUUUCAUCCUCGGGCUCAUUCCCACUUCAGGCUCCCGGUGCCGAGCACCGCGAUAUUGUGCGCCAGGCGCUCCGUUCCAAGGUUGCACAAUGGCAGACCGAACAAAUCUCCGCGGACUCUCAAGCGAAACACCGCCAUAGCGGGACGGAUCAGAGCAUGAUAUACCGCAACGCGCAGCAGCACGAGGAGAUGAGCCUCCGACACUUGGAUUUAGCCUUCAACCAUUGGAACUCCCUUACCUACGAGACCCGUCGCGAUACGUGGCAGCUCGAAAUCAUGCGCGCAUUCGCCCGGGAGGCAGAAAAGCGGAAAUUUGGGGAUGACCAACUUGCCCGCGUACAACAGGAAGCAAAUCAGCUUCGUGCGCAAGUCGAGCGCCUUGGAUCAUGCCAGUGGCCUCGGGAGUUCGCGCUAUUCCCUCCAGACACACUUCCCCUGCCACGGGAAGUAGCGCGGGAACUAGAUUCCCAAGACAGCCAAAUCAGUGCGGACUCGACAAGAUGGGACUAUGACAGCGUACUCGCAAAAUGGAAACGCGUCGUCAUGCACGAUAAAGGCAUGGGCCGGAUCGGCGUUGGCCAUGGUAACCCCAGCCCGCUGAUGGACGCAGACCAAGGCCAGCCACAGCCUGGGCAAAGUCCCGACUUUCGCCCACCGCGCCAUGGUGAGGAUACAUCCUCUCACCCAAACCGCUUGCGUCCCUUGCAAUCCGCUGCCGCUAUGAGCCCAGACGUUGGCGCUGCUUCUACACCUGCCUCGUCCACCAACUAUGCUUCCCCGCACUCUUAUGCAGAUCCUCGUAGCCCACCCAGCGGGCUGCCACAGGCCAAACGCCCGCGACUUAUGAACGGCUCGGAAGGCCCACCGGGGUCGUCGAUCGAACCUGGCCCUUCUCCUGCGCCGGGAUCUGCAAUCGGUAAACCCUGGGGACCUUCCACACCUCAUCUUUCCAAUAUUGCUGCGCCAUCGGGACAAAGGCCUCCUACAUCUAUGAGCUGA
Molecule: messenger RNA, 1689 nt
Organism: Penicillium antarcticum
Lineage: Eukaryota; Fungi; Ascomycota; Eurotiomycetes; Eurotiales; Aspergillaceae
Exons: 2
Coding region: 1-1689 (562 amino acids)
Source: RefSeq, a predicted model, not a curated record